This is a messenger RNA of Seminavis robusta, 1509 nucleotides long. The record is from the annotation of a GenBank genome assembly. Lineage: Eukaryota; Bacillariophyta; Bacillariophyceae; Naviculales; Naviculaceae.
AUGAAGGUGAAGGCUUUUGGGUGGGUGCUUCUUCAACAUCAUUUGAUGUCAUCAGAUGAAACAUCCACUGAUGAUGGAGAGUUGUUUGGCAAAGUCACAGGAGAAUAUUUUGGACCCGCCUUUGGUGAUAGCGUCACAGACACUUCAACUCGUUCAUUUUUUUUGUCCAAGUUAACAGGAGACACCUUGGGGCUGUGCUUUGCCCUUGGGGAAUGCUUGGGAGAUGCUCUUGGGGACUGUUUUGGAGAUGCUCUUGGUGACAGGGUUACAGAAACCUUGAUUGUUUCAUUGCCGCCAUCCAAAACAUCAAACACGGUUGGCGAAGCCCUUGACGAUUGUUCUGGUGAAGCUAGGGGGGACUGCUUUGGAGAAGCCCUUGGCGACCGCUUUGGUGAAACCUUAGGUGAUGCCCUUGGCGACAAGGCAACAGAUACUUUCACUGGUUCACCCCCACUUUCCAAGUCAUCAGAUGAUGAAAACUCAACCGGUGAAGCUCGAGGGGACUGCUUUGGUGAAGCCCAUGGGGAAUGCCGUGAUCCCUUUGGCGAUGCCCUUGGUGACAGUGUAACAGAAACUUUCACCGGUUCACUGCCACUUUCCAAGUCAUCAGAUGAUGAGAACUCAACCGGUGAAGCUCUUGGCGACUGCUUUGGUGAAGCCUUAGGUGAUGCCCUUGGCGACAAAGUAACAGAUACUUUCACCGGUUCACUGCCACUAUCCAAGUCAUCCGAUGAUGAGAACUCUACCGGUGAAGCUCUUGGGGACUGCUUUGGUGAAGCCCAUGGGGAAUGCCGUGAUCCCUUUGGCGAUGCCCUUGGUGACAGUGUAACAGAAACUUUCACCGGUUCACUGCCACUAUCCAAGUCAUCAGAUGAUGAGAACUCUACAGGCGAAGCUCUUGGGGACUGCUUUGGAGAAGCUCGAGGGGACUGCUUUGGCGAUGCCCUUGGCGACAGUGUAACAGAAACCUUCAUUGUCUCAUUGCCACUUUCCAAGUCAUCAGAUGAUGAGAACUCAACUGGUGGAGCUCUUGGGGACUGCUUUGGUGAAGCCAUAGGUGAUGCCCUUGGCGACAAGGUAACAGCCACUUUCACAAUAUCACUUCCACUAUCCAAAUCAUCGGAUGAUGACAAAUCCACAGGUGAACCCCUUGGUGAUUCUGCGGGAGAAACAUUGGGUGAGCCUGCUGGUGACCUCUUGGUGCCUUUGAUAGGUUGCUUCUGUGUCGAUUUAGGGGACAUUGUUACAGUUACUUCGAAUGACUGUUCCUCCUCUUCAGCAUCAAGUAGGGGCACAGAAAGCUUUGGUGACCUUUUGGUGGCUUUUACUGAGCGCUUCGGUGACGAUUUCGGUGACAAGCUCACAGUUACGUUGAUUGGCUGUUCCUCCUCAGCAUCAUCCUCUUUGUCAUCAUCCAACGGCAAAGCAAGCUUGGGAGAAUGCUUCGGUGAUCUCUUGGUAGCUUUGACCGUUGCUUUGGGGAUGCUUUCGGCGACAAGGUUACAGUAA